GGGCGGUGCUCGCGGACGCCUCUCUAUGACGCAGCAUAGCAAGGUUGGACUGCCUGGUGUUUACACCGGAGCCUUCCCGGUUGGAACAGUAGUCUUGAGCAAGGAGGCACAGAGAUAGACCAUCGCUCGCCCCAACUUUUGCGGGGGGCUUGUCCCGCUAUCCUUACCAUGGCACAGCAACGAGGGGUCAACAGCUUGCGCUUCAACCAAGACCAGAGCUGCUUUUGCUGUGCUAUGGAGACUGGCGUCCGGAUUUAUAACGUGGAACCUCUCAUGGAGAAGGGGCAUCUUGAUCAUGAACAGGUUGGCAGCGUGGCUCUGGUUGAAAUGCUGCAUCGAUCCAACCUCCUGGCUCUUGUGGGUGGAGGAGGCAACCCUAAAUUCUCUGAGAUUUCAGUCUUGAUCUGGGAUGACGCUCGCGAAGGAAAAGAGGGCAAAGAGAAGCUGGUGCUGGAGUUCACCUUCACCAAGCCAGCUUUGGCUGUCCGCAUGAGGCAUGACAAGAUAAUCAUUGUGCUGCGGAACCGGAUCUACGUGUAUUCCUUCCCCGACAACCCCGUCAAACUCUUUGAGUUCGACACCAGGGACAACCCCAAAGGACUCUGCGAUCUCUCUCCGAGCCUUGAGAAACAGCUCCUGGUCUUCCCGGGGCACAAAUGUGGCAGCUUGCAACUGGUGGAUCUCUCCAGCACGAAGCCCGGCACUUCCUCGGCCCCUUUCACCAUCAACGCCCACCAGAGCGAGAUCGCCUGCAUCUCUCUCAACCAGCAGGGCACGGUGGUGGCCUCGGCCUCCAAGAAAGGGACUCUCAUCCGCCUCUUUGACACCCAGACCAAGGAGAAGCUGGUGGAGCUCCGGAGAGGGACAGACCCAGCGACUCUGUACUGUAUUAACUUCAGCCACGACUCGUCCUUUCUCUGCGCUUCCAGCGACAAAGGAACCGUCCACAUCUUUGCCCUGAAAGACACCCGUUUAAAUCGCCGGUCCGCACUGGCACGUGUGGGGAAGGUUGGGCCCAUGAUAGGCCAGUAUGUGGAUUCGCAGUGGAGUCUGGCCAGUUUUACCGUACCAGCUGAGUCCGCCUGCAUCUGCGCUUUUGGCAGGAACACCUCCAAGAACGUCAACUCAGUCAUUGCUAUCUGCGUGGACGGCACUUUCCACAAAUACGUCUUUACUCCAGACGGAAACUGCAACCGGGAGGCUUUCGACGUCUACCUGGACAUCUGCGACGACGACGACUUUUGAGCCCAACUCAGCCUCUGUUCCAAAUGCUGCUGGGCCCCAGGGCGGCUUGGCUGGAGGGCGGCUGGCCGGCCAAGGGUCAGCGUUGGAGGGAACCCUGCUGGGAUGGGGACAGAGGGAGCCACCAGAUUAGUCAUCCCUCUCAACUCCCACCCUUUAAAAGGUCCUUUAAAAAGAAACGGAUCCCACCUCCUGCAGAGCCAGGGAGAGGCCUAGAAGAUGGAUGCUUUUGGAGACACCGUUCCUCAGACUCCGUUCACUUUGGAUUUUUGGAAGCAGCAGGAGCAAGCCUCUUACCGUCGGCUCCAUCUGGCCGUUCCCAGCUGCCGACAUGCCAGAGGCGGUGUGCGAUGGAAUGUGUGUGCGUGUGCAUGGCGGAAGAGCCCAUUAAAACAGAAAUUCAGCCGCUG
Messenger RNA from Sphaerodactylus townsendi, 1652 nucleotides. It is a transcript of the gene WDR45, whose product is annotated as WD repeat domain 45. The record is from RefSeq and is a predicted model, not a curated record. Gene Ontology annotation, cellular component: phagophore assembly site membrane; extrinsic component of membrane; cytosol. Lineage: Eukaryota; Metazoa; Chordata; Lepidosauria; Squamata; Sphaerodactylidae. Gene Ontology annotation, molecular function: phosphatidylinositol-3,5-bisphosphate binding; protein binding; phosphatidylinositol-3-phosphate binding. Gene Ontology annotation, biological process: protein lipidation; autophagy of mitochondrion; nucleophagy. The coding region runs from base 169 to 1245 and encodes 358 amino acids. The transcript has 11 exons.